GCUGGGAGGGGAUGGCGGUGGGUGGCGGGUGACCGCGGAGCUGAGCGCAGCGCGGCCCUUCGGCGGGGCCAGCCCGACCCGACCAUGGGGUUCCUGCAUCAGCUCCAUCUUCUGCUCUGGAAGAACGUGACACUGAAGCGGCGCAGCCCGUGGGUGCUGGCCUUCGAGAUCUUCAUCCCCCUGGUGCUCUUCUUCAUCCUCCUGGGGCUGCGGCAGAAGAAGCCAACCAUUCCUGUGAAGGAAGCUUUCUACACGGCGGCCCCACUCACAUCAGCCGGGAUCCUGCCAGUCAUGCAAUCCCUGUGCCCUGACGGCCAGCGUGAUGAGUUUGGCUUUCUGCAGUACUCCAACUCCACGGUGACACAGAUUCUGGAACACCUCAGCGAGGCAGUAGAGCAAAGCAGCCUCUUCGACCCGCAGCAUCCAGGACUGGAGGAGGAGCUGGAGUCACUGCGCCGGCAUCUGGAGGCCCUCAGCAGCCCUGAGCCCAGCUCCAUGGAGACCCACUUCAGCAGCCAAGCAGGGUCCAGUUUCACAUUGGCGUGGGUGGCCAAAGACCAGGGUGAGCUGCGGCGCUUCUUGAUGCAGAACCUCUCCCUCCCCAACAGCACAGCUGAGCUGCUCCUGGGCUCCAGCAUUGACCUGCGGGAGGUGUACUGGCAGUUUUUUGAUUCCUUUCCUUUGGUACCUAAUGAGACCCAGGAGCGAGACCUGUGGGAUGGGUUUGGCCCCAGCAAGAAGAUGACACAGCUGAAGCUGUCCCCAUUCUUCAUCUUGCAGAAGAGUCUACCCAGUGGCUGGAGGAGCCUGCAGGAAGGGCUUGUUCACAGGGUGUUGCAGGACCCAUUGGCAGCCCCACACCGUCCAGCACUGCUCCGCAUGCUCUCCCAGGCUCUGGGCCUCACCAGCACUGCUGUGGCACCUGCCAUCUCUGAUAGCCCCCAGGCCAUUGUCACCGAGAUGGAGAAUGUCCUCUUCACCGGGCCAGUGCUGGAGCAGCUGACAUGUGAGCAGUACCCAGGGGGACUGCACCACCUCCUGCACGUGUCACCCAGGCAGCAGCCACUGCUGGCAGCAUACCGGGCACUGGCCUGCAAUGGCAGCCGGACCAUCCGCCAGGAGCGCUUUGCCCAGCUGGCCUCUGAGCUCCAGAAGCAGCUGGACACCUCCAAGAUAGUCAGCAGGCUGAAGCUGGAGGAAGUGAACAGCACAGCCACCCAGCACCGCCUCCGUGCCCUCCUCGAGGACUUGGUGGAGAUGGAGAAGGUUCUCCAGGACAUGAACAUCCUCUCAGCACUGGCUAAGCUGCUGCCCAGGGGAGCCUGUGCCAGCAAAGCUGUGCCACCUACGGCCAACAGCACCAGCUGGGCCAGCACCAAUGCCACGGCUGGCAAUGCCACUGCAGAGGAGGAAGAGGGCACUGGGGAGAGCCCAUCUGGCACUGACAACCCCCAGGGGCAGUUCUCAGCAUUCGUGCAGCUCUGGGCAGGGCUGCAGCCCAUCCUCUGCGGCAACAACCGGACCAUUGAGCCUGAGGCACUGAAACAGGGCAACAUGAGCUCGCUGGGCUUCACCAGCAAGGAGCAGCGAAACUUGGGCCUCCUUGUGCAUCUGAUGACCAGCAACCCCAAAAUCCUGUAUGCACCUGUGGGCACCGAAGUUGACAAGGUCAUCCUGAAGGCCAACGAGACCUUUGCCUUUGUGGGCAACGUCACCCACUACGCCAAGGCAUGGCUGAACAUCUCCCCUGAGAUCCGAGCCUACCUGGAGGAGGGCAGGCUGCAGAGACGCAUCCACUGGCUCCAGCAGUUGACCGCUGACCUCCACAAGCACCCAGAGAUCCUGAAUGUCUCUGACAGUGAUGUUCUCCACAACUUUCUCAAUGGCAACUUCUCCCUGCCCAAUGCCAGCAUCCUGCUCCAGCAGCUGGAUACCAUUGACAAUGCUGCCUGCGGCUGGGUCCGCUUCAUGGCCAAGGUCAGUGUGGACAUCUUCAAAGGCUUCCCGGAUGAGGAGAGCAUUGUCAACUACACGCUGAACCAAGCCUAUCAGGACAAUGUCACGGUCUUUGCCAGCGUCAUCUUCCAGACUAACAGGGAUGGCUCAUUGCCUCCCCAUGUCACGUACAAGAUCCGUCAGAAUUCCAGCUUCACAGAGAAGACCAACGAGAUCCGGCGGGCAUACUGGCGGCCUGGCCCCAACACCGGCGGCCGCUUCUACUUCCUCUACGGCUUUGUCUGGAUUCAGGACAUGAUGGAGCGCGCCCUCAUCAACACAUUUGUUGGCCACGAUGUGGUAGAGCCUGGCAACUAUGUACAGAUGUUCCCGUACCCAUGUUAUACCCGAGAUGACUUUCUCUUUGUCAUCGAGCACAUGAUGCCCCUCUGCAUGGUGAUCUCCUGGGUCUAUUCAGUGGCCAUGAUGAUCCAGCACAUCGUGACAGAGAAGGAGCAUCGCCUGAAAGAGGUGAUGAAGAUGAUGGGCCUGAACAAUGCGGUGCACUGGGUGGCUUGGUUCAUCACUGGCUUUGUCCAGCUCUCCAUCUCGGUCACAGCACUCACUGCCAUUCUCAAGUACGGCAAGGUCCUGAUGCAUAGCGACGUCCUCAUCAUAUGGCUCUUCCUUGCCAUCUAUGCUGUGGCCACCAUCAUGUUCUGCUUUCUGGUGUCAGUGCUCUACUCCAAGGCCAAGCUGGCCUCUGCCUGUGGUGGCAUCAUCUACUUCCUCAGCUACGUGCCCUACAUGUAUGUGGCCAUCCGGGAGGAAGUGGCCCAUGACAAGAUCACGGCCUUCGAGAAGUGCAUUGCGUCCCUCAUGUCCACCACGGCAUUUGGGUUGGGCUCCAAGUACUUUGCGCUGUAUGAGGUGGCUGGCGUGGGUAUCCAGUGGCACACCUUCAGCCAGUCACCCGUGGAAGGAGAUGACUUCAACCUCCUGUUGUCCAUGAUGAUGCUGGUUGUGGAUGCCAUGGUGUAUGGGGUGCUCACAUGGUACAUCGAGGCCGUGCACCCGGGCAUGUUCGGCCUGCCACGGCCCUGGUACUUCCCUUUCCAGAAGUCUUAUUGGCUGGGCAAUGGACGCGUGGAGACCUGGGAGUGGACCUGGCCAUGGUCACGCAACACCCGCCUUAGCAUCAUGGAGGAGGAUCAGGCCUGUGCCAUGGAAAGCCGGAGGCUGGCAGAGGAGACAAGGGGCAUCGAGGAGGAGCCAACCCACCUCCCCUUGGUCGUCUGCAUUGACAAGCUCACCAAAGUCUACAAGACAGACAAGAAGCUGGCGUUAAACAAGCUGAGCCUCAACCUCUACGAGAACCAGGUCGUGUCCUUCCUGGGGCACAAUGGUGCAGGCAAGACCACCACCAUGUCCAUCCUCACUGGCUUGUUCCCUCCAACAUCGGGCUCUGCUACCAUCUAUGGCCAUGAUAUCCGUACAGAGAUGGACAAGAUCCGGAAGAACCUGGGCAUGUGUCCCCAGCAUAACGUGCUCUUUGACAGGCUGACAGUGGAGGAGCAUCUCUGGUUCUACUCGCAGCUCAAGAGCAUGGCAGAGGAGGAGAUCCGCAAGGAGAUGGACAAGUGCUGGGCACCAGUACAGCCCCCCAAGCAUUCCUGGUGCUUCUGCCCUGUCCCCAGGAUGAUUGAGGACCUGGAACUCUCCAACAAACGGCACUGCCAGGUGCAGACUCUCUCAGGUGGCAUGAAGAGGAAGCUGUCGGUGGCCAUUGCCUUUGUGGGUGGGUCGCGGGCUGUUAUCUUGGAUGAGCCCACAGCUGGUGUGGACCCAUAUGCCCGAAGGGCCAUCUGGGACCUCAUCCUCAAGUACAAGCCAGGGAGGACCAUCUUGCUCUCCACACACCACAUGGAUGAGGCUGACCUGCUGGGGGACCGCAUCGCCAUCAUCUCCCAUGGCAAGCUCAAGUGUUGUGGUUCCCCACUGUUCCUCAAGAGCACCUAUGGUGACGGCUACAAGCUGACAGUGGUGAAGAAGCAGUCGGACACCAGGAAUGGCACAGAGCCAGGCCACAGCCCCUUGAGCCACUCCUCUGUCAGCCCCUGCUCUGAGCCUCGUGUCUCCCAGUUCAUCAAGAAGUAUGUGGCCUCCUGCCUCCUCAUCUCAGACACCAACACAGAGCUCUCCUACAUCCUGCCCAGUGAGGCUGUCAAGAAGGGCUGCUUUGAGAGGCUCUUCCAGCACUUGGAGCAGAACCUGGAAGAGCUGGACCUCACCAGUUUUGGGCUGAUGGACACCACACUGGAGGAGGUCUUCCUGAAGGUGUCUGAGGAGGACCAGUCUCUGGAGAACAGUGACGUGGACAUGAAGGAGUCCAAGGAUGCCCUGCAGCCACCUGCCUCUGAGCUGGGCCCAAAGUCUGAAGCCAACGGGGAGCCUCUGGCCGAAGCGGCCGUGCCAGAGAAGCCCGAGGUGGAGCUCAGCAACCUGGUGACCUGCUCCAAGCUGGCGCAGUCGCAGGCAUCCCUGCGCUCAGUGUCCUCGGUGGGCUCCGUGCGUGGCGAUGAAGGUGGGGCUUAUUCUGAAUUCUUUGGGGAUUACGCGCCCCUGUUCGAUAACCGGCAGGACCCUGAUAACAUCAGUCUGCAAGAGCAAGAAGCAGAGGUGGAAGCAGAGGAUCGUGACCUGGCAGGUCGGGGAAGCUUCAAGCUGGAAGGUUCGUGGCUGAAGCUGCGCCAGUUCCAUGGUCUGAUCAUCAAACGCUUCCACUGCGCCAAGCGCAACACCAAGGCCCUCUUCUCGCAGAUCCUCCUGCCUGCCUUUUUCGUCUGCGUGGCCAUGACUGUGGCGCUCUCCGUGCCCGAAAUAGGUGACCUGCCACCCCUCAUCCUCUCGCCAUCCCAAUACCACAACUACACUCAGCCCAAGGGCAACUUCAUUCCUUACGCCAACGAGGAGCGGCAUGACUACCGCAUUAGGCUGUCUCCUGAUGCCAGCCCUCAGCAGCUGGUGAACACUUUCCAUCUGCCCUCUGGUGUGGGGGCCACCUGCGUGCUCAAGACACCCUUUAACAACACACUGGACCAGCCCAUGCAGACCCUCAACCUCAAUAGCAAUGAGUCCAAAAUGCUGGCAGCCAAGUACUUCGAUGCCAUGUGCAUCGACUCCUUCACCCAGGGCCUUCCGCUUUCCAACUUCGUGCCACCACCUCCCUCCCCGGCUCCUUCUGACUACCCCAUGUCAGUGGAUGACGACCUGCUCCAUGCCUGGAACUCCACAACCUUCUCCACUGUUAAAGGGACCGUGACCUCAGCCCCUGCCCUGCCCCGCAUUAUCCAUGAGCCCAUCAAGUGCACGUGCUCCAUGCAGGGGACCGGCUUCUCAUGCCCUAGUGGCGUGGGGGGCCAUCCCCCACAGAUGAAGGUGGUGACAGGGGACAUCCUGACAGACAUCACAGGGCGCAACGUCUCUGAGUAUCUGCUCUACACCUCGGACCGCUUCCGGCUGCACAGGUAUGGGGCGCUCACGUUUGGAAACGUGCAGAAAUCCAUCCCGGCGUCCUUUGGAGCCAGGGCUCCCGCCACAGUGCGCAAGAUUGCUGUGCGGAGAACGGCCCAGGUCUUCUACAACAACAAGGGCUACCACAGCAUGCCCACUUACCUCAAUGCCCUCAAUAACGCCAUCCUGAGAGCCAACCUGCCCAAGAGCAAGGGCAACCCUGCUGCCUAUGGCAUCACAGUCACCAAUCACCCCAUGAACAAAACGAGUGCCAGCCUGUCCCUGGAUUACCUCCUGCAAGGCACAGAUGUGGUGAUUGCCAUCUUCAUCAUUGUGGCCAUGUCCUUCGUCCCAGCCAGCUUUGUGGUAUUCCUGGUGGCCGAAAAGGCCACCAAGGCCAAACACCUGCAGUUUGUGAGCGGCUGUGACCCCGUCAUCUACUGGUUGGCCAACUACAUGUGGGACAUGCUAAACUACCUGGUGCCAGCCACGUGCUGCAUCAUCAUCCUGUUUGUGUUUGACCUCCCAGCAUAUACCUCUCCCACCAACUUCCCUGCUGUCCUCUCCCUCUUCCUGCUCUAUGGCUGGUCCAUCACCCCUAUCAUGUACCCGGCCUCCUUCUGGUUUGAGGUGCCCAGCUCUGCUUACGUCUUCCUCAUAGUCAUCAACCUCUUCAUUGGCAUCACAGCCACUGUCGCCACGUUCCUGCUGCAGCUCUUUGAGCACGACAAGGACCUGAAGGUGGUGAACAGCUACCUGAAGAGCUGCUUCCUUGUGUUCCCUAACUACAACCUGGGCCACGGCCUGAUGGAGAUGGCCUACAAUGAAUACAUCAAUGAGUACUAUGCCAAAAUUGGGCAAUUUGAUAAAAUGAAAUCACCCUUCGAAUGGGACAUUGUGACACGGGGGCUUGUUGCCAUGACAAUUGAAGGCUUUGUUGGCUUCUUCAUCACCAUCAUGUGCCAAUACAAUUUCUUCCGGAAGCCCCAGCGCCUGCCUGUCUCCACCAAACCCAUUGAGGAUGACAUUGAUGUAGCCAAUGAGAGGCACCGGGUCCUGCGUGGUGACGCCGACAAUGACAUGCUAAAGAUUGAGAACCUCACGAAGGUGUACAAGUCCCGCAAGAUUGGGCGCAUCCUGGCUGUGGACCGGCUGUGUGUGGGUGUGCGCCCCGGGGAGUGCUUUGGGCUGCUGGGUGUCAACGGUGCGGGCAAGACCACAACAUUCAAGAUGCUGACAGGGGAUGAGAGCACCACGGGUGGUGAGGCCUUCAUUAAUGGACACAGCAUCCUGAAGGAGCUCCUGCAGGUCCAGCAGAGCUUGGGCUACUGCCCCCAGUUCGAUGCUCUCUUUGAUGAGCUGACGGCCCAGGAGCACCUGGAGCUCUACACCCGCCUGCGUGGCAUCCCCUGGAAGGAUGAGGAGCGGGUGGUCAAGUGGGCACUGAAGAAACUGGAGUUGACCAAGUACGCAGACAAGCCUGCCAGCACCUACAGCGGGGGCAACAAGAGGAAGCUAUCCACAGCCAUCGCACUCAUCGGAUACCCAGCCUUCAUCUUCCUGGAUGAGCCAACCACAGGGAUGGACCCCAAGGCACGGCGCUUCCUCUGGAAUCUCAUCCUGGAUGUCAUCAAAACGGGUCGCUCCGUGGUGCUCACAUCUCACAGCAUGGAGGAGUGCGAGGCCCUCUGCACCCGCCUGGCCAUCAUGGUGAAUGGGCGGCUCAAGUGUCUUGGCAGCAUUCAGCACCUGAAGAACAGGUUCGGUGAUGGCUAUAUGAUCACAGUGCGCACCAAGUCCAGCCUCAAUGUCAAGGAGGUGGUGAGGUUCUUCAACCGUAACUUCCCUGAGGCUGUCCUCAAGGAGCGUCAUCACACCAAGGCCCAGUACCAGCUGAAGUCGGACCAGAUCUCAUUGGCACAGGUCUUCAGCAAGAUGGAGCAGGUGGUGGAUGUGCUGGGCAUUGAAGACUACUCUGUCAGCCAAACCACACUGGACAAUGUGUUUGUGAAUUUUGCCAAGAAGCAAAGUGACAACCUGGAGCAGCAGGAGACCAGCCCCAGCAGUGUCCUGCAGUCACCCCUGGAGCAUGUGCUGAGCCUGCUGCGUCCCCGCACUGCCCCCACUGAGCUGCGGGCCCUCGUGGUGGAGGAGCAGGAGGACCUGGAGACUGACGACGAAGGCCUCAUCAGCUUUGAGGAGGAGAGGGCUCAGCUCUCCUUCAACACGGACACUCUGUGCUGAGACCCGGGGGACAACCAUAUUGUCAAGCCACCAAACCCUUUUGGCCUCUCCUCUCCCUUUGCCCUGUGGAGCGGAGUUGCCGCAGCUGGAGCCACAUGCCAGGGAGGACGCAGUGGGUACAGCAAUGCCUGGAUGGACCUCGGAAGCCACCGCUGGGGUGGCUUUUGCCCCCUUCAGCUCUGCCGGAGCAGCGUCACCGUGUGAUGCUGGGGUCAUGGUCCUCAACAUGCAAUGGAUGGAGACUGUGAAGGAAAAGACAUGGCUUGGUGCCAGCACUGCCAGCCCCACUCACUUGGGGCAGAGACACACAGGCCUGUGAGUGGUGCCUUUGGACACCCAUGUUGCACUCUCUGGGGACCCUUGGCUGUGGGUACCUCCCCAGGCCUGGCCCCGUGGAGCUAGAAGAUGGAUGGCUGCUUCCACAUUACCCCUGGCUGAUGCUGCCCUGGGCACCACUGGGGCAGGUGCUCUCGUCCUUCAUCCAUAACCGGUUUCUGUCAUGAGUGGGAUGUCACUGGGAGUCUCGGCCUCACUAGUACAUCCUGCCCACCAUGGGUCUGUUCGCCCUGGCCCUGCCUGGCCUUGGGCACUGGCUUCGUCCCCAGGCAGCAGUGCUGUUGCAGAGGCACGUGGUGGGGCAGAGGGGUAUCUCACAGGGUAUUUCACAUGCUGGCACCAGCUGUUUCUCCCCCCUGCCCCAUAUCAUGUCCCUCACCCUCAAGUCUCUGAUCCUGCCUCCUGCCUGUCCUUGCCCCUUGCUUCCCAUAUCACAGGGCAUUGCUGCAGCUCUGCCACAUUUCUGUUGUGUCCCCUUCCACUUUGCUUUUGCCCUGACAUUUGUUCCUCAGUGUCCAGCCCUGUACGAGGAACCAGCUGCACUAGGUUCUUAUUGUUGGGUUACUGGUGGUACUGGGAGAGGGGUUGCAACACCCCAGGUUGGCUUUGGAAGCUGGUGUGGGGUGGCCUUAAGGUACGAGGUCAGGACAGUCCAGGUGGGUACCAGCAGCCUGGCAGUGGUGCCUGGGGUGGGGGGGAGGGAAGGAUGAACUGCAGUAGUGGGACUGGCAGUGUCACUGGCCAGCAGCGGGCACACCCUCUGUCAGCAGUGCCCCUCUUUUUUACAGAGGGUCCUGCUGCCUUGUCACCCACAGGAACCAUGGCUGGUGCCUGCAGCUCUCAACAAGCUGCAGCUGUGCCUAGAGGUGGGCCUGUGAUGCUGACCCCACCCCCACCACUGCUGGGUGCCACAGACUUUGGCAACACCCCAGGGUGGCUAUGCACCUUCCUGGGGAGCAGCCAUGGUCUGUCUGCCCUGUGUGCUCUGAUGCCCUCUCUGCCUCCCUGGCACAGGCUUGGCUGGAGGGCCUGAGCACCACUAGGCACCUCAGCUGACUGCUAUGGGAGGUGGGGAGAGGCUCUGGCCCCACUUGGGCACAGGAGCAGGGCCUGACCUCAACUGUCCCCAUGCCCUCUGGUCCUAUCAGGCCCAUAUACCACCUGCUAUGGAUUGUGAUACAGUAUACAGUAUUUUCAAUAGGGGGAAAACUGGGGGAAGAAGCUCUAUUUUCAGAUUUUUUCAGACUUUUUUUUAAUGGCAUAUGGGAACUGGCUGGAUCUGGGAUAGAUUGGAGGGCACAGGGGGGCAGCCCCCACCAGUGUGCCCCUGCUCCUAUGCUGGCCACACUCUGCCUUCCCCAGGGGAUGCUGGGGGACAAGCCAGCUCAAAGUUUGCCCUUUGCCAUCAGGGAGAGGGGUAGCAUCAUCUCUGAGUCCCCAGCUGUCACCUUGGUGGCAGCCUGGGGCACCCCAGGGUGGGCAGUGUUGCUGUGCUCUGGGCUUUAUCCUUGCCCCAUACCUGCCACACUACACUCUUGUUCCAGAUUCCAGAAGGGCACUGGCACCCCAGUUACAGAGUGUCUUCCCAGUCCACCCAGUCCUCCCGCUGCCACUGUGCUGUCAUCCGCAUGGCUUCUGAGGGUCAGUGGAGGUGCCCAUACAGCCUGGGUGGCCACGGUGGCCUACCUGCCAUGGGCUUAGUGCUGCCUGGGCACAGUUGCUGUGCUAGAGUCAGUCCAAGGGUGGUAGGUAGCUACCAGCCCAAGGAAGGUAGCACCCCAGGGCAGGGGUGCCUGCUGCCUUAGCACCGUUCACUUCAUUGAGUUUGGCCCCGCUUCCAGCCUCGCCUCUCCCUCCACGUCCUUGGCCACCAGCCGCGGGCAUGGCGCCAGUGCCAUGCUAAGCCCUGGGUGUGGGGCCCCUGGGGGUGGGGAUGCCUUGGAGCUGCCUGUAUAUUGCUACCAAACAAAAAGAUGAAAUGUGAAAAUAAUGAUUGUUUUAAAUAAAAAAUAAUAACUGAA
Vidua chalybeata is the source of this 10049-nucleotide messenger RNA. It is a transcript of the gene ABCA2, whose product is annotated as ATP binding cassette subfamily A member 2. The transcript has 49 exons. The coding region runs from base 85 to 7692 and encodes 2535 amino acids. Gene Ontology annotation, biological process: lipid transport; transmembrane transport. Lineage: Eukaryota; Metazoa; Chordata; Aves; Passeriformes; Viduidae. Gene Ontology annotation, molecular function: ATP hydrolysis activity; lipid carrier activity; ATP binding. The record is from RefSeq and is a predicted model, not a curated record. Gene Ontology annotation, cellular component: membrane; intracellular membrane-bounded organelle.